Pogona vitticeps (central bearded dragon) is the source of this 962-nucleotide messenger RNA. Lineage: Eukaryota; Metazoa; Chordata; Lepidosauria; Squamata; Agamidae. The record is from RefSeq and is a predicted model, not a curated record.
GGGCUUCCUUUUGCCCUGUUGAAAUGGAAGGGCUAAAUCACACCGCCGUCACCCAUUUUGUAUUCUUAGGACUGACCAGUAACCGGGAACUGGAGCUAACACUCUUUGUGAUCUUCUGUGCCAUGUACCUGAAUAUCCUAGCGGGGAACCUCCUUAUCCUGGUGACGGUGGCUCAUGACCGAUCCCUCCACACCCCAAUGUACUUUUUCUUGGGCAACCUCUCGUUCAUUGAUAUCUGCCAUUCCUCAGUCACGGCGCCCAAGAUGCUUCUCGAUUCCCUCUUCCUCCAGAAGACCAUCUCCUUUGGGGGAUGCAUGGCCCAAGUCUUCUUCCUCCACCUCUCUGCUUGUGCCGAGAUCUUCCUCCUCACCAUCAUGGCCUACGACCGCUACGUUGCCAUCUGCUACCCACUGCACUACAAGUCUCUCAUGAACUUGAAGGUCUGCUCCUGGCUGGUGGGUUCCUUAUGGGUAGGUGCCACCAUCCAUUCGCUGGUCCAGACCGUCCUCACCAUCCACCUCCCUUACUGUGGCCCAAACAUCAUUGACAGCUUUUUCUGUGAUGUCCUUCCAGUGAUCAAAUUGGCUUGUACUGACACCUAUUUCACGGGGGUCCUCAUCGUCUCCAACAGUGGCACCAUCUCGUUGGUUUGCUUCUUGGCCUUAGUGGCUUCCUACAUUGUCAUCCUGGUCUCGCUGAGGGGACGGUCCGCUGAGGGGUGUCGUAAGGCCCUCUCCACCUGUGUCUCCCAUUUGAUGGUGGUGUUGUUGUUCCUGGGACCUUGCAUUUUCCUCUACACUCGCCCUUCCUCCAGCUUCUCCAUGGACAAAAUGGUGGCCAUCUUCUACACCGCGGUGACCCCCAUGCUGAACCCAGUGAUCUACACCCUGAGGAAUGAAGAGAUGAAGAGCUCCAUGAAAAAACUCAGAGGCCGCACCAAGGUCUUCUCUUUCAAGAAAUGA